AACUGAACCAGCAGUUAAACUGAAAGUAGCAUUCUGUCAACAGCAAGAUGGUCGAGGGACGUGAAAAGUGGAGCCGAAAUGUGGAAUAUUUGUUGGCCACGGCCGGGUACGCAGUUGGUUUAGGAAACGUAUGGAGAUUUCCGUACCUGUGUUACAAAAGCGGCGGAGGGGCGUUCCUACUCCCGUUUCUCAUUAUGCUGGUCCUGUGUGGGAUCCCUCUGCUCUACAUGGAGAUGGCGGUGGGCCAGUUGACACAGCAGGGGCCAAUAGGGGCUAUCAACAGGCUCUGCCCUUUUUUCAAAGGAGCUGGGCUUGCCACAGUUGUGAUCUCCUUCUUAUUUACGACAUACUACAACGUGAUCAUAUCGUGGGCGUUCUACUACAUGUUCAGCUCGUUCACCUCAACUCUGCCUUGGGCCGACUGCAAUCAUGACUGGAACUCCGAACAUUGCUUUGACGGGGCCAAUAAAACAAUAUUGGACCCAAUUACCAACGCAACAAUAAUCGUCUCUCGUUCAAAUGAUAGCCUCUCCCCAUCAGAAGACUUCUUUGAACAGCGUGUUCUUGAAAAGACUUCCGGCAUCGAUGAGCCGGGCGCCCUACGUUGGGACCUCUCUCUCAUUCUGCUCAUGUGCUGGAUACUCGUCUACUUCUGUAUAUGGAAAGGACCACGAUUCACAGGAAAGGUGGUGUAUUUCACUGUGACAUUCCCGUACCUCGUCCUUGUCAUACUGCUGGUGCGAGGCCUCACACUGCCAGGGGCCAUAAAUGGGGUCCUCUACUUUGUUGUUCCACGAUGGGAACUCCUCAAAGAUGCAAAUGUGUGGGUAGCUGCUGCGGCUCAGACCUUCAACUCCCUGGGAAUUGCCUUCGGUGGCAUCAUCACCAUGUCCAGCUAUAACAGCAAAAGCCAUAGAAUCCUCAAAGAUGUGCUGGUCAUAGGCAUAGUGGAUGCGUUAACAUGUAUCCUUGCGGGCCUGGCUAUAUUCUCCAUACUGGGAUAUCUGGCUUAUAACCAGGGCAUGGAUGUGGAAGAUGUUAUCAAGGAAGGUCCCGGCCUUGUGUUUGUGAUCUACCCUGCGGCGUUUACCAGUAUGCCCGUGUCCCAGCUCAUCUCUGUUUUGUUCUUUCUCAUGCUUGUUACUCUGGGAAUUGACAGUCAGUUUGCAUCUGUGGAGGUAAUAGUGACCACCAUACAGGACCAUUUUGGUCUCCAAGUGAAGAAGUACCUAAGGAGGAAGGAGAUACUGGUCCUGGUUGUCUGCAUUGUAUCCUACCUAUGUGGCCUUCCUAAUGUUACUCAGGGUGGUAUCUAUUUCUUCCAACUGAUCGACUACUAUGCAGCUGCCAUGUCCCUUAUGUACCUGGCAUUCUUCGAAGUCAUUGCCAUCACAUGGUUUUAUGGUGCUAGGCGUCUUGCAAAAGACAUUGAGAAGUCAAGCGGGGCUGCGCCACCCAUUUUCUUCAUUAUUUGUUGGUACUUCAUUUCACCGCUCCUCAUUCUAGGCAUCUGGAUAUUCAGCCUGGUUCAGUACAAGCCGUUCUCCAUGGCCGGGUAUGAGUAUCCUACCUGGGCCACAGUGCUGGGCUGGCUGCUAGCCGCCAUGUCCAUUGUGUGUAUUCCAGCUGGAAUGGUGCACACUGUGAUCUCAACUAAAGGAAAUUCCUUGUGGGAGAAGUUCCGUAAUUCACUGAAACCUCUUGACGAACCCGAGGAAGAAUCUCUCCACAUGAAUUCGGUACAGAAUGUGAAAUUCCUCUCUGAGAAUGAUCAUUUGACCAAUGGGACGGCGUUGUUUAACCAUACAGGAGACAACGUCUACCCCCAACUAGACAGUGGGGUGGAGCCCCUGAAUUAUCGUAAAGUGUAAAAAUUGAUGAUUUGUAUAAGACAAUUCUUAAUAGUGCCUGAAGCUAUUAAGCUAUUUGUUUAAAACUUGAAUGAAAAAACCGAUGUAUUUAUCUUUAGCGUUUGUUUUAAUGCAAAGCCAGCGAAAAAUACUCUUGGAUUCUCAUUCAUAUUCUAAGAGGCUGGUCGACACUUAUGUUAACAUUUUUUAUCAAAAAUAACUUGUAAAUGUUAAUUGGUAUGUUAAUUUAUUGUGUUUUCUCCCAUUUUCAACCACUUUUUUGUAAAAUAAAGAAGUAUGGUCGAGUUAUUUCAGAUAAGGGCAAAUUUGGAUGAGAAUAAAAAAAAAUUGUGCUAAGUUGAAAAACAAGUACCUUAAUCAUUGUUUUCACUUGUUCAACCUAUUAACUUUUGGACUGUCAUUACUGAUUGCUGUGGAUGUUUUGACUUUGACACAAUUAUGUCAAGACCACUGAUGCCCUUAAAUGUUGCCAUUUAUGAAAUAUAAAAGAACACUUUUUGUUUCAAUAUAGGAGAAAUAGAAAGAUAAUUGUUAAAAGAUUUAGUUAAUCCUUUCCAUAUUAUAUGGUUGAAUUAUUUUAAGAUAUUUGAUAACUUUCUCUUGUAUGACCAGCUUUUAAAAUAACUUGCUACAAGUUUUCAAUAGUUAUAAACUGUAUACCAGUGUUAUUAAUAUGUUCUGUAUUGCUCUUCUCAUGUAUGUUUAUUUUUACAGAGUCAUGAAUUACCACCAAUUUUAAGAAAUUUUAAGAAGUGCAUAACUUUACAGAUGUCAAAAUACAUGUUGUUCUCCAUUGUUUAACUAUAUGCACUAUUUUUGUCUUGGGAAUAUUGUUUAAAUAUUGUUAGCUAUUUUGUUCUGGAUGAUAGUACUAACUACAUGUAUCUUCAUAAAUACUUAAUAUAUUUACGCAGAGAAUAAGAGACGAGUAUAUACAAAUAUGGCAUGACGCUUUUUCUGAUAUAACAAAAUUGAUUAAUUUUUGUAUGGUUAAACUGACUUUGGAGUUGAAAAUUACAUCAACAAUGCUAAACAAGAUAUAUUAUCCAAAUUCAGUCUCUAUUCACACUGUUUAGAGUAAGAAAUGGGAAGAUAAAGCAACAACAUUAGGGAAAACAGAGAAACGGGUAGAUAAAGCAACAACAUUAGGGAAAACAGAGAAAUGGGAAGAUAAAGCAACAACAUUAGGGAAAACAGAGAAAUGGGUAGAUAAAGCAACAACAUUAGGGAAAACAGAGAAAUGGGUAGAUAAAGCAACAACAUUAGGGAAAACAGAGAAAUGGGUAGAUAAAGCAACAACAUUAGGGAAAACAGAGAAAUGGGAAGAUAAAGCAACAACAUUAGGGAAAACAGAGAAAUGGGUAGAUAAAGCAACAACAUUAGGGAAAACAGAGAAAUGGGUAGAUAAAGCAACAACAUUAGGGAAAACAGAGAAAUGGGUAGAUAAAGCAACAACAUUAGGGAAAACAGAGAAAUGGGAAGAUAAAGCACCAACAUUAGGGAAAACAGAGAAAUGGGAAGAUAAAGCACCAACAUUAGGGAAAACAGAGAAAUGGGAAGAUAAAGCAACAACAUUAGGGAAAACAGAGAAAUGGGAAGAUAAAGCAACAACAUUAGGGAAAACAGAAUUUGUUAUGUUCACAGAAUACUGUUGAACCUGAAAACCAUUUUAUGCUAUGCUGUAAGUCUUAUGAAGAUAUGUCUGUAUAUAUUCAAUACAGUUGUUGUACAAUUUAAUUAAAUUGUUUCCAAUAUAUUUCAGGAUUAAUUAUAUUGCUCACUUAGUAUGUGUGUAUUUUUUAACUAAGUAUCCACCUAGUACAUGCAAUAAUCAUGUAUCAUCAUUAUACCUGUAACAGAUUUGUUUGUAUUUAUAAUUGAUGUAUGUCUUGGCAGUAACAUAGUAAUGUUUGUUAAUGGAUGAAGACAAUGUAUGUUGAUUGUAAUUAAACUCUGAAACAGUUGUCUAUUUAUCAGAUGUAUAGAUUACAGCAUUUACAACAAAAGCUGGGUGAAUAUAUCAAAUUGUUUCUUCAAGAUUUACAUAAAAAUGUUUAUACAGAUACAUGGUAACUCAAAAUGAUAUGUUAUGGUUUACAGUGUAAUGUUUUAUUAUAUAGAAAUAGCUUGUGAUCAUAGUGUAGUCUUGUAGUUUUUCUAGGUAACUUUGAUCUCUAAAAUUUAUGAUCAUGAAAAUACUCAAUUAUGGCAGGAUCUCUAGCUGCAGUUUUUAUCUGUGACUGUGAUUAUGCUUCUGAAUCAUAUGUAUAUUACAUUGUGUUUCAUCUUUGCCUUUUGAAAUGAUAAAGAAGAAGUUUAAUACAGAAACGAUAUCAUACACAAUGGGCGGAUGGUUCAGAACGUCGCUAAAGUUAACAACCUAGUAAACGUCAUAAUUGUUAACUUUAAAAGUUGAAAUAUUCUAUGAUGUGCUUAUGUAUUUGCAUUAAAUAUGAAACUAAAACUGUUUGCUCAUUUUGUUGGAAAUAACUGCAGAUCACAAGUGUAUCGAUUUAACUUCCAGCGCCAUGAAGAUUUUAAAGUUAACACCAUUGAUGUUAACAAUGAUGUUAACAAUGAUUUUUAAGUGACACUCUUGUUCAAAAUCAUUACGUACACAUGUAUAACAAACAUAAAUUUUGACAGAUAAACCUUUAACUACUAACUAAAUAAUGCAUUUAUGGAAACUAUCAAUUACUGAUAACAAGAUCGUAACCUUGUAUUUAAUAGAGAAAGUGCAAAAAUAUUAAAUGAUUGGUGAAUGCUAAAAGAUUUACUGUGAUUUACUAUAGUCUAUAGUAUAAAUACCGUGUUUUAUUCACAUUUCUUUCAAAUUAAACUUGGUAUCCUUAAUAAGAACCAUUGUUUUCGACGUGUAUUCAUCCUUUUUGGUAUAUUAAAACAUUAUUAUUAAAUGUGGUAAAUCUUAUUUGGGAGUAAGAGUGCAUCUUUAAAAACGAUGUUAACUUUAACAAUGUUAUGAAGAAUUAGUCAAUUAUUUGUUAAAAUAUAGGUCAAAAUGACCCAUGAUAUGAUUGUCAUUGUAACUGUAGUCAAAAAUAGUGUUCAGUGAAACAGGUUUAUUUUUUAAUCAAUAGGUCAGAGUUUCAGUUCAAACUUGUAUUAAAAAAACAUAAAUUGUUCAUAGACAUUGUAUAUUCAAAGAAUUGUUUUCAUAUUUUACGGCAGCUCAAUUUCAUGUUUUAAGAUAUUUUUUUGCUAGGAUAUUUUAUUGUAUUUUAAUCAAAUCAAAAUUGUCUUGGAUUGUAUAAGAUAUUUUAAAAGGAUAGCUGUUUGCAUCAUACUUUAUAGGUUUUUAAUGUAUUUAAUAGGACGUUUUAUUGUAUUUAUAUGUUAUUUUAUUGUAUUUUAUUGGCUAUUUUAUUGUAUUUUAUAGGUUAUUUAACUGUUUUAUAUAGAAUAUUUCAUUGUAUUUUAUAGGAUAUAGGAUAUUUUAUUGUAUUUUAAAGGCUAUUUUAUUGUAUUUUAUAGAAUAGUCUAUUCAAUUUGUAUUUUAUAUAAUAUUUUACUAUAUUUUAAAGACUAUUUUGUUGUAUUUUAUAGGAUAGAAUAUUAUAUUUUAUAGGUUAUUUUAUUGUACUUUAUAAGAUUUGUAUACCAUUUGUUUAAUUGAAUGUAAUUUAAAUCUUUUUAGAUGAAAAUAGCCAUAGUUUUAUGAUAUUUAUAAUAGAUCACAGAUUUUGGAACUAUAGUUGUCUGUUUCUUCAUUGCAUUGAGACAAAAAGUGUUCUUCUUGCAAAAAAGACAGCAAGUUAAUGAUUGUUAAAAAAAUAAAGAAUUGAAGCUUU
This is a messenger RNA of Mya arenaria, 5680 nucleotides long. RefSeq names its product sodium- and chloride-dependent GABA transporter ine-like. Gene Ontology annotation, cellular component: membrane. The transcript has 13 exons. NCBI's taxonomy places the organism in Eukaryota, Metazoa, Mollusca, Bivalvia, Myida, Myidae. Gene Ontology annotation, biological process: sodium ion transmembrane transport. The coding region runs from base 48 to 1871 and encodes 607 amino acids. The record is from RefSeq and is a predicted model, not a curated record.